GAUAGGCAGAGAGAGCAAUAGGGAGAAAUGAGUAAGAGCUGAAAUAGUGUACGGCAUAAUUCCUGCUCUGUGAUCAUAGAUACUCUAAGUGAAAAAACCAGGAGAGGGGGCAGAGAGAGAGAGGCGGUUAUCAGCUCAACCUUUGCAACCGGCUCAGGACAUCUAUAGAUAUUUAUAGAUGUUAAAACAAAAACAACAACCUUGACCUGAAUAGAGCCUUUCUUAAAAAGAAGGUCCUGGCAAUUCUGUCUUAUUUAAGCAAUUUCCUGAGUCUAAGAAUAGAAAUGAGUUGCCUGGAAGGCACUGCAGGCUGAAAUUUGGAGACAGGCUGCUUUAUUUUAUUUUUCCAAGCAUAAAACCUUCCAUUUGGAUACUGGAUUUUUAUGUCGGUCUUUGAAGAGGAGGGAUAUAUGGUUACUUUUAAUUUUACUUUUUUUUUCUCUCUCUUAAUUUUUAAAAAACUGUACUCCAGUUAAAAAGCAAGGAAACCAUUUUACCUGCAUGUGACAAUCCCAGAGGACACCGAUCAAGAAACAGGGGAGUGACUUGGUCUUCUGCACUGCUUUGCUCCUAACCCAAAUUUUUUAGGGGGAGAGAAGGAUUUUUUCCAGCCCAAGAAUCUCUUGCCCCCAAGUUUUGGAAGGGGGCUGAAGACUUGUCACCCAGCUGGGGGUGCAUGAAGGGCAUUGGUUUUCUUUCUCCGUUAACUUGGUUUUGUGAAGGAUUGGAAGAUAAUUUUGCCUUCCUGACUUGCCUGGAACAAGAGGAUGAUUUGGAAGUGGCUGGGCGCUCUGCUGCUUUUCCCCGUGCAGAUGGUGUAUCUGGUGGUGAAAGCUGCCGUGUGCAUGGUGCUGCCGCCCAAGCUCCGCGACCUGUCCGGGGACAACGUGCUCAUCACCGGCGGGGGCAGAGGCAUCGGCCGCCAUCUGGCCAGGGAGUUUGCCAGACGAGGAGCCAGGAAGAUCAUCCUGUGGGGUCGAACUGAGAAAUGCCUGAAGGAGACCACAGAGGAGAUCAGGAUGAUGGGGACAGAAUGCCAUUAUUUUGUCUGUGAUGUAGGAAAUCGAGAGGAAGUCUAUCAGCAAGCCAAAGCUGUGCGGGAGAAGGUGGGUGAUAUCACUAUCCUGGUGAACAAUGCUGCUGUGGUCCAUGGUAAGAGCCUGAUGGACAGUGAUGAUGAUGCACUUCUCAAAUCCCAGCAUAUAAACACCCUUGGACAGUUCUGGACCACCAAAGCAUUCCUGCCAAGGAUGCUGGAGUUGCAGAAUGGACACAUUGUUUGCCUGAACUCUGUCCUGGCCUUGUCAGCCAUCCCUGGUGCCAUUGACUACUGCACCUCCAAAGCCUCAUCCUUUGCCUUUAUGGAGAGCCUGACCCUGGGGCUGCUGGACUGUCCUGGAGUGAAUGCCACAACAGUCCUGCCCUUCCACACAAGCACAGAGAUGUUUCAGGGCAUGAGAAUCAGGUUCCCUAAUCUUUUUCCUCCUCUCAAGCCAGAGACAGUGGCUAGGAGGACAGUAGAAGCUGUUCAGAUGAAUCAAGCCUUCCUGCUCCUUCCAUGGACAAUGCAUGCUCUUGUCAUCCUAAAAAGCAUUCUCCCUCAGGCAGCACUUGAAGAAAUCCACAAGUUUUCUGGGAGCUACACCUGCAUGAACACUUUUAAAGGACGAACAUAAACUUGGUGGUGCAAGGACUAUUCUUCAGUGAAACCAACAGAAGCAUUAAAAUCCUGACAAGACUGAAUCAGCAGUCUUGGCUUUUAGCCUGUUCACAUGACUUGUGCUGCUCUGAGGCAACACAUUUCUUGCAGGUCAUAUCCAUAGUAACAUGACCUUUGCACAGGAUUGAACGACUAGACUAUGGACCCUUGGAAAGAAAAACACAAAGUGUGAAAUGUCUAUAUGAUGUUUAAUUCUUUAGAGUUCAAUUGUUAAAGCUACUCAUAGUUCUAAGAUGUAAUUUUUGUUUCUGAAGUGUCUGCAGGCUGUCUCAGCUGAGAGGCAGCACAUCACACCCCAUACUUCAUCCCCUUUCUUCAGAGGAACUGCAAUUACAAACUGCUCCUGGUUUCAUUUCAGCUUUUUGAAUGGGGAAAUUAAAAGAUACUUUGAAGAACUAAGUUAUGGACGUUUAAUGGAAGCUUCCUUCCCUUCCUUCACUUUACAUCUGUUGAUGGAGCUGUUCUCAACUCACAUCAGGGAAGGAGCAAACUGUGGAGAGAUGUUUUCUUUGUUCAAGGCCACCCAGGACUUCUGGCUGGAAGGACUGUGCUGGGCCCAAGGAAGCUGUCUUACUUCACCUGUGAAGGCUGGAGAGGAGCACUCAGUCAGAACAGCAGACAGUUUGAGUAAUGGAAGAUUCUGUCACUGGACUCAUAUAUGAAAUUUAAUUGUCUUUCUGAAUAUUUUUGUUCAUUUAUGAUAAAAUAUAUCUAUAUUUUUAGCAUUAAUCCCAGAUUGCCACACACGUAGGCAGCGUCACACUGGGGGUGAACUAAAUCUAGAACUAAAACUAGAGCCUGCUUGUACAAACAUACAUUCACUGACACAAUCCAUGCAGAGGAAAAUCCAUUGUAUCUAUCUGCACAGUGAAGUAAGUGGAAUAAUGCUCUAAAAAUAGAAGAGACAGUACUGUAGUGCUAAUGAAAUGUGAAGUUUGGAAGCACAGUUAGCAAAGACCUGAUUAAAUGCAUGCUGAAUUCAACUGGGAAUAUACCCACUGGUUUUUAGGGGCAUUGAAUCAGGCACUGAUCAGCCAAAAGUGAUAAAUACUGCUUGGACUGACAUGCUAGAAGCAGCUAGACAUUAUUUAUUUUUGUAAUGAUAUAUUCUCUGUGACAGCCUAGUGAGAGCAACACUGCAUUCCAUUGCCAGAUGCAGUGUGCAGCACUAGGCAUCGUGAUGUCCUUGAAACAUUGGAUCACUACUAAAAGAGGAAUUAAUAUAAUUGCAAUACAGGAAAGCUGCAAGCUUACCUGGAAAACACCUGAAUGAAGCACCUCAAGGGAGGCCAUGUGGUGAAGGAGUGAAUUUAGGGCUCCUGACUUGAAUUUCGAGCUUUUCCAUAGAUGUCCUGUGGGACCAGGGGCAAGCUGCAUGAUGUCAAGGUGCACCCUGACCUGCAAAGCAGAUAUUUCUAGUGUUUCCCUACCUCAAAAGUUGUAAGUCUAACUACCUAAAUGUUUGUCAGAAGCUCAGCAAAUUCAAAUGGAACAUGUUAUAGAAAGGAAAAGCAGUAUUUGUUCAUAAAUCAAGAGGUUCUAUACAAAAAUUUAGAAGAGGAAAAAGCCCAUAAAGAGAAAUAGACAAUUUCCUAAAAGAGAGAGGAGUUACAGCAGAACAGUGAGCUGUAUUUGAGAUUUCUUUGGUUCUGCCAUGUGGAAUGGAGACCAGCAGCUUGGGUGCAAUGAUGUGAAUGUUCAGAUCAGAAGGGCUGACUGCACAUCAGUAGAUGCAUCUCUUCUUGAGCAGUUUAAGGGGAAGAUACUGCCAAAAGCACCAUUGAUGCCAGCCCCUCUGCCUGCUUGGGUACUUUGAGGAGCUCUCUUAUCUGGGUCAGUGCUUUCCUUCUGAGUGCAGAACACACAAGCUGUAGCACUGUGCCAGCUUGGAAAAGGUUUCUUACAAUAGAGUUUUGUUUUCAAUUCCUAGAUGGCUGAGGCUCUCUGGAGAGGAUGAAAAGAAACUUUGAUCUCUGUGAUUUUGAAGCCCACCCUAAUAGAUGCCUUCAGCUUUAUUUUUUUCAAUUUUUUUAGAAGAAAACCAGUUCAUUGAAAAGGCAAAUGCAAUGAGAACCCUUCCAGGAUCUGCCAAUAAUACUGAAGGUACCAUAUUUAUCAAGAGAUGCAUUGGAGGGGAAGGGAUGAUGAUGUGUACCUCCCCUUCUGCACUCUAAUCCUUUCUAGUUCCUCAUUAUUCACAGUCAAGCAUGCCAGGAUUGUAGAUGCAAGAGCAACCACAAUUGGUGAAGGAGGGCACCCUGCAGUGUCCCCCUUAAAUUAAACCUUAAUGCUGAGAUUCUAUUCAUUGGUGACCCCCUAAUGCAAAAGUGAGGUAAAAACCAGUACAGACAUCAAAAUUAACUCCCCACUCAUCCCCAAAUCCUGUCCCUUCAAUGAAUCUGCUCUUUUCUUGCACUGCAUAAAAGAUAUUCCCUAUCUUCAGAGGUUGUCUUACAUACUAAGUGCUGUUGAUUUCUUUCUAAUGAAUAUAAACAAGUCAGAAUGUAGCUGAGACUCUUGUCAUCGCCUCUCAUACACACACACACACACACACACACACACACACACACACACACAAACUUGCCUCUUUCUUUCCCUCAGGGUCUCUGAGCAGACAACAGGUCAAAUAGCAGUCACAGUGGGGGAGAGGUAUGCAGCAAACAGCAAAUGAGGAAAACAUUGACUUUGCUUUUCAGAUAGUAGGGAAAAGUUGUGUAAGAGAGUUUCUUCUCUCCUGAGUGUUGCAAGGCAAAAUGCUCUCUAUCCAGUGAGUUACUUGCAUAUCUGGAUGGAUACAUUUGAAGACUUUUUUUUUUUUUACAGAAAGUCUCCUCUGGAAUGCCUGCUGAGGUCUACUGUCCUUUUACACAUAAGGUUAGUAUUGGGCAAUCUUGAAGUGCUGCAAAUGUGGACAAGCUUUGUUGAAGCCUAAGGCCUUCUCAAAGGCAUUUCCGCCCUUUGACUUAUUUUAAUUUUGGUUUUCCCUGCUCUCCCCACUGCCUCUUGCUUUCCACUGCACAACUAUUUUUUUUUUUCUUCUGUUUUCCUAUGUCAUUACUGCACUUCUCAGUGCCACCAUCUUGAAGCCAGAUGUCAUACAAAGAGUCUGGAGUAAAUCUAAAUCAGGGUAUAUAUUUAUUAUCCUGCUGGAGGAAUCUAGGUGAAGCUGUAGAAGCAGUUCACAGAAGUUUCCUAUGAAAUGAGCUAGGCUCUUCCAGUUUGACUUGCUUCAACCUAUGAAGAAGACCCCUUAUUAUAUUUUUAUACAGGAGAACACUGCUAUUUUAAAAUUGGAACAAUAGGGAAAUGUUAGUCAUUUGGGGACACAUUCUCCUACCAUAAAGAAACCCCAACCUAUUUAAAUAAGAAGAUUUUUCAGUUCCAGGUGUUUUCAGAGGAUGGUGUUUUUCCAAAGUAAUUUUCAGGAUUAGUGAGGCAGGGCAGGGAGAGGAGGGCUCCUUUGUAAUUAAAUCUGAUUCCUCAUGUUCAAUAUUUGAUACCGUGUUUUGGCUUUGAGGAAAGAAAAUUAUUUUCCUCAUGCACCCUUGGUGAGCUUUACAAGGUCCUUCCAGCUGUAGCCCUGCUGAUGGCAUGUUUUCAGCAGGGUGAGUGAGGAGUGAGCUGUGAAAGUGGGAACUAUACUCCCCCUAUACAUCCACUACUGUGUUGAUGUUAAAAAGUGACAGAGUCCAGCUCUAUAGUUCUUCUAGAACUUCACAGAAAGUGCCUGGGCAAGUGAUUCUGAUGUUUGCAAAGAGAAACUUGUUGUACUUUUAUAUAAUGUGUUAAUUAGUGUGGGUGGAUAUGAUCAGAUCUGGUCUUGCAAGCCUUUCAGACAACUCCCUGAACACUCCCACCUCCAGAUAUUACCAGAUAGCACUGCACUUGCCAAAGCUCAUAAAAACCUGGUAAGUCUUAAUGCAGACAGAGCAUAAGUGGGUACAUUUAUUUCAAAGAGAACACAUCUGUUUGUAGCAGACAUUAAUUUGUCCUAGUAUUUUCCUCUAGCUGAAAUGCAACUGUUGAGAAAAGAAUACAGGGUGACCUUGGAUCAUCUGCUUUGUUUUUGUUUCUUCAUGUGGCUUUAAUAAACUUAGUCUGUGUGACAGCCACUUUUUUGACAGCACUUGUUCAUAAGUUUGGGGGUAAAGCAAGAUGUCAAAUGUAAUAUUUUGCAUUAUUCACCAAACAACCAACAGCCCUGAGAAUCAGAAUAUUCUGCCCUGUCUUCUAGCUCUCACCCCCCAGUGCCAAGUGGAACCUGUAAGUUGCAGGCAGCAGUUACCUUCUCUAGUGAGGAGAACCUUCUUAGAGAUUUUGAGAUGUGAAUAGUGGCAGGCACCUCUCACGGAUUUCAACAACUAACCUAGAGAAGAAAGACAUUAAGAAAACCAGGACUUCACCUUCUCCCUGCUACUCAUUCUCUUUUAUCUGAUGGGAAGCUGGCAAUUCAGCCACUUUUCUGCCUGAUAAACUGCCUCUCUUCCCACCCGCUACGCUACAAAGAGCACCUUGGUACCUUUCUUCAGUACCUUCAGGAGGCUGAACAGCUUCAGUAGAAACAACCUCCCUGUGCUCCUUAGAAGAGUCAGAUCAGCAAGGUGUUAGGGAGAAGACCAGACAGUUUAGAUGGGGCUGAGGUGCCCCAGCCUGUGGACUGCAGAUGGAAGACUCAGGACACAACUUGCCUGUUGCCAUAGUAGUGAGUAGUGAGUUCCCUCUGCUCCUGUCAUCUUUUCUAAUAAAAGUAACACCCUCUCUUGUUUCUGCCACAGAUUCUUCAAGCAGAAACACGUACUGAUCCAGCCUGUGUGGACUGGAUACAACAGAAAAGCGUAGACCUCUGAGGAGACAAUUUUUAUCUUCACACCUUCCCAAAGAGUCCAAAAUUAUUAGUUCCUUAUGCUCACUUUUGCUAUUGGUAUCCUGACAUAUUCAUGCAGAAAAAAAAAAAAAAGGCAAGUGUAUAAGCUGAUUUUUCUCUAUAAAUCUAGACAAGAACAGUUUCUCCUUAAAUAAGGGAGGAAAGCACUCUGAGCUUGAGAGUGACCAAAGAGUAAGUGUAUAGGAACACAAAAGAGGGGAUAGAUGCAAUUUUAGGGUGAGUGUGGUGGCCCUAAGCAGGCAGAGGCAAGAUGCCACCUUCUAUUCCUGCAGGUAUAUAAUAAUAGAGGCAUGUGCUUUCCAUCCAAAUCCACUGACUGUAAAGAAUAUGUUAUUGUUCCUGCGGGUCAUCAUGCCCUAAAAAGCAAUCCAUUAACUUUGUAGCUUGCUGGCUCAGAACACCCCAAUUACAUGUUACUGUUUGCUGUCUCUGGUGGUUGGUGGUUUGUUUUUUGAGGAAGGGAAAGCAACCCAUAUAUGUAGAAACAAGGAAGGGUCAGUCUAACUCGCCACUCCUUCCUAGCCAGCUGCAACAGUCAUCCAUCAUGCCCAGGUAUUACCAGACAGUGGUUCUCUGUCUUAUGUUGUAACUAUCCUCACCUACCACUACUAGAGAGAUGUGCUUCAGUUUUCUGAACCUCUGGCUUUUUUUCAGAUGCAAAAGCAUUUUUUUAGUUUUAAUUUUAUCUCAAAGGGUUGCCUCUGUAUUACACAGGCUUUUCACAGACAGGCAUCCUAGGCAUGAAAUUUUCCUGUCUGUGUUAAUAAAAUGAUAAUUUAAAAAUGCAAAAGUGAGAAGCUGCUGUUUGACAUCUUGCCAAACAUCUUCUUCCCCAAGCAAUGUGGAAUUAAUGUAGAGGAAAACGGUUGGAACAUCAGUGCCUUAAACCUAGACAUCUCACAAGCCUGCUAACUGCUGUCUGAGAAUGACCCUGGCUUCCAACAUUGACUUCCUAUAUGUCUCUGAGGGAGGUUGCCACUGGGAUGGGUUACCUGAGCAGGUACAGUGCACUACUGCAGAGAAGCACUGCAUGGAAAGCUGCAGUACAUAUAAUCAUUGAACUAAUUAAUUUAAAAUUACGGUCAUACAAGACAGUUUAAAAAAAAAAAAUAGAUUGAAGAAUGAGAUAAUGGGAUAGCCAGUCCAAAACCAAGCACUGUAUGUAGUGAGGACUCAAGUUGCCCUUAGGUGCCUGAGAUCUGUCCUGUGGCUGGUGCCUUCCCUUGAGCAGAUACAGGCUGUUGUGAAGCUUCUCCAUCUUCCUUUGGUAGCAUCAGGCACAUUGGAGCACAGACCCCAGCUGCUGCUUCUGCUUUGGGCACGGCUGUUGAUCUAAUGAGCCUUCCCAGAUCCUGUUUUGGCACACUACAGUAUUGACACGAGCUGUAAGAAAAGGAGGUAAUUCCUUGCUAUGUUUUCCAGGGAAGUCAACUACUAGCACCUUUAUACAGAGAGGGGAGCAAAGUAAAUGCAGGGGAGAUACAGUUUCUGGAGCUUGUCACCUCUGCUAUUACUUGUUUUCCACUAUGACCACAAUUAUGACCAUAUUGGAAAAGAAGUGAUGUCUGGACUCUCUUCCUGGAGCCUGCUGGGAAUGCUGACUUCAUGCAGGCACACCAUAGCAAUGUCAGGUCACUUGCAUGGUCACUAUACCCCCUGCAACUUUGCCUGUUACAAGUAAUAGCAGAGAUGGCAAGCUCAUUGCCUCUGCUCUCUCAAGUGUUGAGUGUAGCAAAGAGCCUUUUAAAAAAAUACCCAUCCAUCAGAGAACAAAGUAAUUCUUUGGUUCAGUGUCAGCCUUGGAUAAUGGAGGAGACUCUCUCAGGUACCAGAAAGAGAAACCACAGCAUCUCCUUGAUGAUUCCUUGAGGUCUCAGGCCACAUUUCCCCUUGUUAAUAAUAAAGAAACUAGGAAGAAUAUGACUGACUCAAAUUAGCAAUAGGAUUACACUGAAUCACAACUCACUUUGUGAGCUAUUUCUUGGCUUUCUUUUCCCUAGCAAUAAAAUACCCUGUGGUCUCUUCUGGAUUUGCAUCAGGGCUGUAAAUUUGUGGAGGAGACUUGCAGGGCUGGGCAGUAUUUUGUUACUGUUGUAGGGGCUGUGCAAAAGGUAGUAGGGAGAGAAAGUUACUAGUAAGCAAUUUUCUGUGUGCUUCAGUGGGUAAGUAGUCUGUAACUUUAAAUAUUCUAAUAUUCUUGAAUAUUCAGUAUUAGUGAUCUGACAUGUUUCUCAACUCUGCUAUUGCAAAACUUCUUCACGCAUAUCAAUUAUCAUCAUACUUUGGAACCCUAAAACACAUUCAGCUUUUCUGUUGUCCUGUUGGUAUAGCUGAGGUUUAAAAAGCAUGUUGGUCAAAUGAAAUAAUGUCCUUGAAUUUCUUUAGGAGGCAUCUGAUGCUGACACAGAAAAAUAAUUCUAAAAAGAAGUGUUGAUGUCCUGCAGCAAAAGUUGCUACAUACAUGUUAAAAAUACCAAGAAGUCAUGUACAAACAGCUAUUUUUAUUCAUUCCAUAGAUGCUCUGCUUCCAUCAUUACAGCGUUAUAGAAUUGAGCCUUCUUACCUAAUUUUGAGUAAUUUAAACAUACAAAGUCAAUGAAUCUUCAUUCCAGUUUUAAAAAUAAGUUUCCCAAUACACAUCCCAUCUGUUCAGAUUACAGAAUUGUAUGUUUUCUUAAGCAAAAAACUAUAAUCUGUUUUUUUAAUUCAGACAAGAACUCCCCACAGCUCUCAUUCUGGACAAAAAUUAAGAAAACAAUCUGAAUUAUUUCACACUGUUAAGCCCAGUGUUUAGGAGCACUGACACUUUCUGGCUGGAAAUGUCUUGUUUCCUGUGAUGCAACCUGGUAGGUAGCAUUGCAAUCUUCAGCACUUCCCUUUAAAAACCUCUUCACCUUGCCAGCCAGAUUUGCCACUGACUCUUAAUUUCAUACAAUAAAGGAAGUUACAUUCUGUCUUUCUUCUUCAGUGAACUAAAUUCUUGCAAAGGAACUCCCAGAGAAGAUCUUUUGAAUGAGCCACAGGAGCCAUGCUGAGUUUAUUUUAGUUGGGUUUAUAUUAGGUCUGAUUUUUGCUGAUCCCUUCAUUUUUCAUCAUUUUGUCUGUCUCUUCCAGUUGUUCCUGUUGGGGAGGACUGUGUUUUGAAAGUUUCUGAGCCAGAAUGCUGGGUGUGCAGAUUAUUCAUCUCUACACCUUUCCCUUCAGGCAGUCUCUCACCUGUGUGUUCCUGUGUCCACACCUUCUCAUACUGCCCUAAAUAUCUUUGCAAUUAGCUUCCUUUAAAGCAUUAAGUGUACCAAAAGCCCAGAGAUCCAGCAACAGUUCUGCCUAACAGCUUGAUAACUGCAUGUUCUUUUUAACACUGACAGGAUUUGAAUUUGAACUGGGAAGGACUUACAGGUCAUGGUUGGCCAGAACAUCAUUUUAUGGUUAAAGGGGGAAUCAGAAUCUAAAAGUCAAGCAACGAAAGAAGGAAGGUUUGCUGAAAUAGUAUGAAACGUCCUAAGUGCAAAUGGUAGGUUUAGGUGCAACAUCCCUGCUUUCUGGGACAGAGAAUUGAACUGUAGAUCUAGAGGUGUUUAUAGAUCAGUACUGAAGUAGAAAAUAAACAGCCAAUAAAGCACAUGAACCCUUUCCAUCUGUCUUAAUAAUGGAAAUACGGUGCAAGCCCUGAACUGCAGGGUACCCAACACUGCUGUUCGGUUUCUUCUGAUGAUUUUCCUUUCAGGAAUAUUAAAAUAGAUUGUUCUGAUGGUACCUAAAGGUGUCCUUUUGCAGCAUAACCUACAUACCAGGUUGGAUGUGCUCUAAGGCUGGAUGGGCAACUCUUCCUCUAGUGAUCUUCAUUACAGCCAGCAGAACUGCUUGACACUGGCAAUCCUUGCUGUAAAAUUAGCCUGUUUUCUUUCAAUGGAUCAUUUAAAAAUACAUUUCAUUUAUCAAAUACUUUAUAUACUUAAUGGUUCCUGACCAAUGAUUUGCUUGCCAGCUGCUCACCACAACUACCACUUUGAGUGCUUGCCAUUCAUUAAUGUCUAGUUUUCCUGUGGAACUGGUCAUCCAAACCACAUGGUGGCUUUGCUUUCCCCUGGCUGGAUGCCUUCCAAUCCCACAGAAAGCUUUCUAGGGGCUCCAGUAUGUCUGAUGAUGACUGUGAGAUGGCUUCUGGCAACAAUAUUAAUGCAAAUGCAUACUUGAACGCGUUCUCAUGACAUAUUCCAAUCUUGUGAUCAAAAACGUGCUUAUAGACAUUUUCAAGGGAAAAAAAAACAACUAACUUGGGAUACUGUCAAAAGUGCAUUUGCCUUUACUUAUAGCAGCAAAUAUUCAGAGUUUGGUUUUGGUUCUUUCAGUGGAUUCACCUCUCAGCCUCAGGUUGUCGGGUGUGUGAGGAAGAGAAAUCACACUGUGCUACUCCUGGAAAUAGUUAAUGAAUAAAAAAGUUACCUCCUGACAUCAGGGCAUAGUAUAUUUCUCUAAGAAGGGAAUGGCAUCAUUUUUUGGGAUUUGUUUUGCUGCAUACUCACCCCUAGUUCAUUUAAGAAAAUAAACCCCUAAAUGGAAUAGAGUUGCACUGCCCUUAAAUUUGGAAGUGAGCAAAUGCAGAAGAGAACUGAGAACACAGGUGCAUUAGCUGAAAGGCUGUGCUUGCUGCUGAGCAUAAUGCAAUUCACCUGAUGCUCGUUCACUCUCUGAGUAUAGAUUUGAAACUUCUGUAUCAAAACUGCAAGCAUAGCAUUUUAACUAUUAACUAUUUUAACCUUUGCAAACCUUUUCCUAACAGAGCGUUUCAGUUUCUAUUACACACAUAGGGCAAGGGUGGAAUGGAAAACUAUACAGUCUUGCCUGGUGUCACAGAAUAAGAUAAUAUCUGAUUGCACUGAUGGUUUAACCCUUAGGGUCACCCUAAAGCCUUUGUGUGCUUAGAUCACCCAUUCCUGGCCUAGGGUUCAGAGGCAGGUGCCAUUUAAACUGCCAAGAUCCAGGUUUGACAAAAAGUUUUGCUCCAUGAGCUGUUGCUUACUUAGUUAUGUUGCUCUGUAUAGACAAACCCUACUGGCAAAUUUGUAAUCAGGUUUUCACACUUGUAGCUGACCCUUUAGAUUUGAUUAUAGCUUCCUCUAAAUGCCGUAAUUCCAACAUUUCCAUGCCUUAAACCAAAACGAGGCUUGAAAACCCUGGCCUUGGUUCCUCCCUGCUAGCUUGGCCAGGUGUGUUUUGGGGGAAGGGGAAAGAUAUCUGCUGUGUUAAAUUGACCCAGAAAUGCAAAGGCUCUGAGGAUUUAAUCACAGAAUUGUUUGCCUGGGGGCACUCAUGAUAGAUUUUUUUGUUUCUUGGAACUUUUAGCAAACGUAGCCUUUGUUUGCAUUUUUCUGUGGUAUGUGUUUACUGUUCAUUUGUGCUGCACAUGCUGUGAGAAAUAAGCCAUUAUGUUGGUAUUUUUUUUUCCUUUCUCCUGCUUUCAUUCUUCUUACCCCCCUUCAAAAAUCCUUACAAUUCCUUUCAUUAUUUGAUGUUAACAGGACAAAAGAAAUAAAUACUUGAAAGAAGAUACAA
Apus apus (common swift) is the source of this 12161-nucleotide messenger RNA. It is a transcript of the gene DHRS3, whose product is annotated as dehydrogenase/reductase 3. Gene Ontology annotation, molecular function: oxidoreductase activity, acting on the CH-OH group of donors, NAD or NADP as acceptor. The transcript has 6 exons. The record is from RefSeq and is a predicted model, not a curated record. NCBI's taxonomy places the organism in Eukaryota, Metazoa, Chordata, Aves, Apodiformes, Apodidae. Gene Ontology annotation, cellular component: lipid droplet. The coding region runs from base 768 to 1676 and encodes 302 amino acids.